AUGAUUCUUCUGUUGUGUACUUACCUUAAUAUGGAUUUAAGUUGUGUUCUUUUGUGUUGAAUUUAAUGUGCUUUUUUUUAACUAUCAUUGUUCUUUUGAUCACUCUUUCAUGUGUUUCUUUAAUGUUCUUUUAUAUUGUACUUAAUGUUCUUUUUCCUAUUUCGCAUGUUCUUUUAUAUUGUUCUUUUAUGUUACUUUCAUUGUGUUCUUUUCUAUAUUAAUGCAUUAAUGUAAAUCGUAUUUUAUUUUAAAUGAUCGUUUGUUCUUUUGUUAUAAAUGAUUUUGAUCUUUUAGAAUCUUCAAAAUAUAUUUUCUCUCUGCAUAUAGUACCUGAGAGUUUGAAGAACAAUGAUGGUGCAUUGAACAAAAGCAGUGAAAAAGGGACACCAAUCCCUAAUCGUGAAGAAGAAGAUUUUAAGACCCCAAAAGUUCCUGAAGCAGAUUCCCAGGAUAAUGUGAUAACUCCAUCAGUGUAUCUGAGAGAUGAAGAGGAUGUUCCAACAAAAACAAAAAAAGAUGAAGAGGAUGUUCCAACUACAAGUCAAAUCCCUGCCACAAUGAAAAGAAUCAAGAAUGUCCCUAUAGUGUUACGGUCACCGUUUUUAACUCAGUAUUCACAUUUACUUGAGGCUAGUGACAAACUAAGCCAAGAGGACAAGGAUUUGAAAUGCAUUCUUGAUUAUGCAAUUGGAGAGGGUGAUCCUAGUGAGUUGGUGUACUAUGACAAAUGGAACUUAAUUACAAGAGCUAAUAUGCAAACCCUAGGUGGGGAUGUUUGGGUGGAAAAUAAUAUCAUUGACACAUUUGCAAAACUGUUGAAUGAUGAUCGAGACCAGUGCGUAAAGUCGAACAUGAAAUUCUACUUUUCGACAAUCCCUUACAAUAUGCUGUUACAAAACGACGCAUAUGGUGGGACACAAGAUAGCCAAGGAACUGAGCAGAAGAGGUUUCAGAAUUUUGUGGAUUCCAUUAAGCAUGAAAUGUCAGUUGCAAAUGUUUCAUCUCUAAAGGGAUACCAUCUGGUAAAAAUGUUCUUUUUCUUUGCUAAAUGUUCUUUUUUUUUGGAAAUUUUGUGCAACACUACCUUUAAGUUUGGACGUUUUGUGAAUUACUACCUUAUAAUUUUUUUUUUUAAUUUUUCUACCUUAUAAGUUUGUUUAGGUUGAGUAACACUACCUUGUAACAGUUUCUGUCAAAUUCCUCCGUUUGUGGGCCCCACCUCCAACGGCUAUAUUCAACUGCUUAACUCCCUUUCCCCCUUAUUUAAACUUCCUGUAAAGUUUUAUCAACCACAUUCAACCAAUUUUUCGAAAAAAAAUCAAGAAAUCUGGGUAAUUUUUUUCUCAAAGAAAGAUUCGCAAUUUGGUUGAGGAAUCGAGUAACCUAAAGGAUGUCGAGUGGGUCUCCUUGUGCUUCAAAAAAAUGUUAUUGUGGCAUUCCAUCCAAGAUGUUGACAUCGUGGACAACUGAUAACCCGGGGAGAAAAUUCCUGACUUGUAAGUUCUCUGAUGUACACACUGGUAGGAAAGGAUGUGGUUGGUUUUAUUGGGUUGAUCCUGAUGUUGUGGAGUGGCAAAGAGUCGUGACGAAUGAACUGGUGGUGGAGAAGAGAUUGCUGAAAACAGAGUUGAGGGUCAUGAUGACAGAAUUGCAGAAGUUGGAGGAUGACAAAGCCCUUCUUGUUGCUGCCAAUGAGAGGCUUGAAAGGAUAUGCAAUGGUGGAGUGGCUGGAAUGAAGGGGACAAAGGAUAAGGGCCAAGAAAUUGCCCAUUCUGUAUUUUGGUUUGUUGUAGGAUUAGUUGUUUGUUGUGUGUUGAAGUUUGUAAUGAAGUUCCUCUAGUGUAAACGCGACAAUGGAACGGGAAAUUGGAUUUCAUGUAAUGUAAUGUAAUGUUGUUGACAUUAGUUGACUCUAAUCAUUUAAUAAUGGUAAUUCUAGCUUAUGACAA
Messenger RNA from Spinacia oleracea (spinach), 1949 nucleotides. RefSeq lists its product as uncharacterized. Lineage: Eukaryota; Viridiplantae; Streptophyta; Magnoliopsida; Caryophyllales; Amaranthaceae. The record is from RefSeq and is a predicted model, not a curated record. The transcript is spliced from 6 exons. The coding region runs from base 252 to 1151 and encodes 299 amino acids.